Molecule: messenger RNA, 672 nt
Organism: Heterobasidion irregulare TC 32-1
Lineage: Eukaryota; Fungi; Basidiomycota; Agaricomycetes; Russulales; Bondarzewiaceae
Exons: 3
Coding region: 1-672 (223 amino acids)
Source: RefSeq, a predicted model, not a curated record
AUGCCCUCGUCGGACUGCAGCGGGCUCUCUACGCUUACUAAGCAUAUCCACACCAACGCCGUCGCCGUCUCGAGCGACGCCGACUUAUCCAGCCAGCGCCCGCCUGUGGUCUACGACAGCAGCUUCCCGACCUUGCGCCGGAUGAAGAGCAGCCGCGCGAUGACUAGGAAGGUCAGGAUCACGUCCAGCGAGAGCGACCUCGUCCGAAUGACGACCGCUAGCUUGUGGCUGAAUAUGACAUACGAGCGAUAUAUCUGUCCCGACAAAACCAAACAUGAGCCCCCAACCCUUCGCGACCCAAACCCAAACACUCACGAUGACGAGGUCCGCGCGGGCAUGGACACGAAUACUGUGCGGCACCCACAAUACGUUCAGCACCAUGUCCUUCGCGUCCGCGCCAUGCCCCGCGAGCCACGCGUCCCGACCGCCCGGCCGAGGCACGCCGUCGAGAGCGUGAACAGCCACAGCGUCAUCGCGAGCGGCCGCCCGAUGCGCGCGCUCGACAGGCUCGGCAUCGACAGCCAGAACAGCGCGAACACGACCCUGUCCGCGCACUCAGUCAGCACGGCUCACAACUCACAACUCACGACGGACGCGGGUGCGGGGAGGGCAAGCAACAAGCGGAGACACGCUGUAUGUCACACCGGCGAAGAGGGUGCUGAGAAAGGUUGA